AUGGAGAGAAGAUAUCCAAAGAUCACUCCUCUUAGGAAUACACCUCAGGCUGUAAUGGCUGCUUAUUUAUACCUGCUGGUUCUGGCAGCGCUCGCCUGCGUUGGCCGCGGAGCAUCCAGUGCUGCAGACACGGCGUGCACCGAGAUUACAGUCAAUAAAAGCUACAGCUGUGAAGGUUUAGGCCUGACAGAAAUUCCUGACCAGCUACCCACCACCACGGAAAUCCUCGACUUCAGCUUCAACUUGCUUCCCACCCUCGAGAAUUUGACCUUCUCCAAGCUGAACAGGCUGCUGUACUUGGAUCUAACAAGGUGUCAGAUCAGCUGGGUGUACGAGGGUGCCUUCCACAACAACCCCCGGCUGCACACCAUCGUGCUCACUGGAAACCUGCUCCUGUUCCUGUCCGACACCGCGUUUGUUGGCCCCCAGGCCCUGAGGCAACUUGUCUUAACACAGACAGGAAUAAGCAGACUGUCCUUUAUCCCUAUGACAAAUCUCGCCAACUUGGACACUCUCAUCUUGGGCAGCAACCACAUCUCUUCCCUGCAGCUGCCUCCCAGCUUUCCGACUCGGAACCUCCGCUACCUCGAUUUCCAAAUGAACAACAUAAGAACAAUCACAGCAGAAGAUGUCAGCGUCCUGCAGAAGACCAGUAACUUAACUCUCAUCUUUAAAGGCAAUGACUUUUUGUACAUUGAACCCGGAGCUUUCCGGUCCAGUUUCUUCAGUGUGGAUUUUGGGGGCUGCAUCAACAUCCCUGGGAUCUUGGCGGGGAUGCAGAACUCCUCGACCCGCACCCUUUGGCUGGGAACAUUUAACGACGUGGAAAAAGAGUCCUACCUGAGCCCUGACAGCUUACAAGGCCUCUGUAAGGUCACUGUGCAGGAUCUCUAUCUGCAGCUACGGCACUUUGAAAGCCUGAACGCCGCCACGUUUCACUGCAUGACGCAGCUGCGGAAGCUGGACCUGACCCACACGCACCUCAGCGCGUUGCCCGCUGGCAUCGGCGGCAUGACGGCGCUCACGGAGCUGGUGCUCAACGAGAACUCCCUCGAGCACCUCUGCAAUGCCAGCGCGGCCGCCUUCCCCGCCCUCACACACCUCCGGCUCCGAGGAAACGUGCGCAGGCUGCGGCUGGGCUCGGGCUGCUUGCAGGGAGCGCCGAGACUCCAACACCUCGAUUUAAGCCACAGCCGCAUUGACAGCUCCGAGUGCUGCAGCCAAGCGCUGCGCGGGCUCGGCGCCCUUCGCUACCUGAACCUCAGCUACAACUCCCAGCUGCACGUGGGCGACCUGCUCUUCAGGGAAGGUGCCAACUUGGAGGUGCUGGACGUAGCGUUCACUCAGCUGCACAUCAGCACUUCAGAGGGGCCUUUCCGAAACCUCCAUCUCUUGCAAGUCUUGAAUCUUUCCUCCUCCCAGGUCAACAGUAGCAUUCCACAUCUCUUUCAAGGUCUGGAAAAGUUAAUGGUCCUGGACAUCAGUCGGAAUAUCUUAGAGUCAGGGAUCAUGCCAAAGAGCAAACUGCUUCAACAGUUAACCAAUUUAGAGGUACUGAUUUUGGCAUCCUGUGAAUUGACAGCAAUAGAUGGCCAAGCAUUUCACUCCCUCAAGAGGUUGAGGCACGUUGACCUGAGACACAACAAACUCACUACAGUCAGCGCAGAUGCAUUUUCCCAUCUUAAGAGCAUCUAUCUCAAUUUUGCCCACAAUCGGAUUCAGAUUAUAUCCCGUGACAAGCUAGUGUCCCUACCCAACCACAGUGUCAUCAAUUUAAGUUACAAUCCUUUGCAGUGCACUUGCUCCAAUAUUGGUUUGAUCACUUGGUACAAAGAGAAUCUGGAUAAAAUUGAAGACCCUGAAGAAACAACGUGUUCUGAACCCAAAUCACUAGCUGGUGCUCAGCUGUCUACUGUGACUGUCUACUGUGGGAUCAGCACUAUGGGAAUCAUUGCAGCUGUGCUGGGUAUUUUGUUCUGUGUUGCCAUCUUCAUCUGGAGCGCUUGUUCUUUCAGGCGAAGAUACCAGCAAAUCUGAGGUUUACAGCAAUUCGAUUAGGAUGAAAAACAACCCACAGGCUUUGUUCCUUGCCUGUAUUUUGUUUAACUUUUUAAAUACUUUUUCAAUUUCCAUU
Molecule: messenger RNA, 2134 nt
Organism: Nothoprocta perdicaria
Lineage: Eukaryota; Metazoa; Chordata; Aves; Tinamiformes; Tinamidae
Gene: CD180
Product: CD180 molecule
Exons: 3
Coding region: 1-2037 (678 amino acids)
Biological process (GO): B cell proliferation involved in immune response; positive regulation of lipopolysaccharide-mediated signaling pathway; cellular response to lipopolysaccharide
Cellular component (GO): extracellular matrix
Molecular function (GO): protein binding
Source: RefSeq, a predicted model, not a curated record